Eurypyga helias (sunbittern) is the source of this 1290-nucleotide messenger RNA. RefSeq names its product tropomodulin-3-like. Gene Ontology annotation, molecular function: tropomyosin binding. The transcript has 7 exons. Gene Ontology annotation, biological process: muscle contraction; pointed-end actin filament capping; myofibril assembly. Gene Ontology annotation, cellular component: myofibril; striated muscle thin filament. NCBI's taxonomy places the organism in Eukaryota, Metazoa, Chordata, Aves, Eurypygiformes, Eurypygidae. The record is from RefSeq and is a predicted model, not a curated record. The annotation marks the transcript as partial.
GGAAAAUAUUUAUCCCCAAGCAAAAGCCCAUACAGUCUUAUACAGAAGAAAAAUUCUCUCUGGACCCGGAACUGGAGGAAGCCUUGACCAGUGCCACAGACACAGAAUUAGGUGACCUUGCAGCUAUACUGGGAAUGUCCAACUUGAUAACGAACAAUCAGUUCUGUGAUGUAGUAGGAAGCAGUAACGGGAUUGACAAAGACAGCUUCUCCAAUAUAGUGAAAGGUGAAAAGAUGUUGCCUGUUUUUGAUGAACCACCAAAUCCCACAAAUGUGGAGGAGACACUGCAAAGGAUUAAAGAUAAUGAUUCCCGUCUUGUUGAAGUUAAUCUAAAUAACAUUAAGAACAUUCCAAUUCCAACGCUGAAAGAAUUUGCAAAAGCCUUAGAAACCAACACGCAUGUGAAGAAGUUCAGCCUUGCAGCCACCCGAAGCAAUGAUCCUGUUGCUGUGGCUCUUGCAGGUAUGCUGAGAGUAAACACAAAAUUGAAAAGUUUAAAUGUAGAAUCAAACUUCAUCACUGGAGUUGGAAUUUUGGCACUGGUCGAUGCGCUGAAGGACAAUGAAACACUGACAGAGAUCAAAAUUGAUAAUCAGAGGCAGCAGCUGGGCACAGUUGCAGAAGUAGAAAUUGCCAAGAUGCUUGAAGAAAACACCAAGAUCAUCAAAUUUGGAUACCAUUUCACACAACAGGGACCUCGAGCCAGGGCAGCUGCAGCGAUCACGAAAAACAAUGAUUUGGUUCGCAAGAGAAGGGUUGAAGGAGACAACUAGUAGAUCCUGUCAGAACGUCGUGGAGAUUCCGAGGGUCGUCAAGGCACGCUCAUCACCGUGGGCUUUGGCAGUCUUGGACUGCAUUUACCUGGGUUAGAAGGGAAAAGACUGGAAACCCCAUUCCUUUUAAAGCAAAGCUAUAUUAAUAAUCUGCUGGUAUGUGUCAGGUUUUCACACUGAGACACAGUAACUACACCAGUCUCUGUACCAUAGUUUUAAAUUUUUUAAGGACUUUUUUUUUUUUUGUAUUUCAAGACUUCGGCUGUGCUUUCUACUAAAACUAUAAUUGCCAAUCAGUGGUGUAAUUGUCUGUAGUCAGAGAAUGGGACGUUCAAGUUUGUUGGGCAAAUAGCGACCCAAUUGAAAUGACAGAAAAUCAGGGGGUGCUUAUUUACAUGGAGGGGUGUGUAUAUUCUUGAAAACAAUGCAUUAGUGAUAAGGGAUUCUUCACACAACAGUUGGACUCGUUUAGAGCUGUUCAGCCUUGUUCAUGUGCACUGAAGAGAAAUCUUUCACA